AUGCCGCCAAGUAAAUAUAUUCUGACUCCGCCAGAUGAUCUGUAUCCAUACAUCUCGAACAACGAACACGACCAAUCACAUACAAAGAAGAUAUAUCCUGAUUUUGAACCAUGGACUCAUACCAAAGAGGAAGAUCAAAUUUUAAACAAUUUUAUCUCAAAGGGGUACUAUACCACUUCAAAAGUCAAUUUCGAAAGCAUAUCCGCCAGAUCAUCAUUGAAUGAAUCGUUACCAAAGGUUUCUACUCAAUUAGCCAUUCAGCUAUCAAAAGUAUUGCAAAUACGAGAGAAUGAAAUAAAUAAAAUUCCCUCUGAUGAUGUCAAGAAUGAACCUUCAAGUCAUAAGCAUUCAAAAAUUUCCAUAUUCAGUGGACCCAGUUUCAGUCUGCCCGACCGAAUCACUUUAACAGACCAUCGUAAAGAAGUAUGGCUACAAGAAUUAAGUUCACCUUACGUGUCAUUAUCAAAGAUAUCGAAGCAUAUACCACAUGGGCUGAAAAGAAGACAGGUACUCGAACAAUGUUAUCUAAAACAAAUUCCAUUGGAAAGGGCCAUUUGGUUAAUUAAAUGCUGCUACUCCAUGGAAGGAAAAGUUCUUGCUAUGAAAAAUAAAGGAUCCCAAGAAGAAAUAGAUAAACAAUUGUUCAAGGAAUGGACUGAAAAUUUUGUGUAUAUACUGGAAAAACUAGUCUUUGAGAUGACUCAACAUUACAACGACUCCAACAAGUUAAAGACUUGGAAAAUUGAAGUAUUCUAUUUCCUGAAAUUAUUAGGUAAUUGUUAUACUUUAGAGUUGAUCGAUAAAGAAAUAUUUCAUCAUUGGUUAGUGGAAUUUGUUGCUAAAGUGGAGAAUUUUGAAUUUAUACCGUUAACUUUGCAUAUGCUAACUAUAUUUUGGGAUGGAAUAUGUAAGCCAUUGGGAACCAAGGGAAAUACUGAAAUGUUAUCAAACCAAUCUUUGUUUCUUAUAUCUAAGAUGACUGACAUGCUUCUACAAAAAUACUCUACCAUAUAUCAAAGUAGAUCUAUGAUAAAUGAUGAAAAAUACAUCAUCAAUGAUAUUAAAAAGAAUAAUAAAUUAAAAGAAUCAAUGCUAUCUAUAUUAGGUACUUUGAUUGGAAAAUUAUUUCAAGAACAGACUUUGGAAGCGUUCUUAUUUCCAUCCACAAGUUGGGACCUUUACAAACCACAUCUCUACGAAAUUAUGAAUUCCUUGGAAGUUUCGCCUGAAGUUGCUUUGGAAAUUAAAAAGAAAUUGGAGUUGGUUAGUUACAGCAACGAAUCCUUAAAAAUGAACCCAUGGCUAGAUAACCACACGAAUGAGAAUACCAAUAAUGAUGAGGAUUCAUCGGUUAUAAAAAUGAAUAAUGCAAACAUGAAUUUAGCUAUAAUACAAAUGAAUGGUAUUGACACCAAAUUCACGGAAAUACUAGAUGAUAACCCAACAGAUUUUGAUUGGGCUUCCUACGUAGAUCAACAUAUUCUCCAAAUAAACCAACUAAUGCAGUUAGUACUUUGGGCAAUCCAUCCAUCUAGACAACAUCAUUAUGAAUCACAUCAAUUAGUAGCCAAAUUAUUACUUUUGAAAAUUAAUUCCAUUGAAGGUAUUCAAGAGUUUGAAAUUGAAGAUAGCAUUUGGACCUUAGUUUUCAAGAUUGCCAAAUUAUCCAACACAAAUAAGAUGCUACAUGUCGCAUUAUCAUCGCUGUAUAACCUUUUGAACAUUCUGAUAACAUAUGGUAUUCUUAAAGUCCCAACAUAUAUCAGGAAAUUAAUUAGUUCUGGUGUCCUUUAUUUGCCGGAAUCAAAUGAUAAAUUCAUUCAUUGUAACAUACUGAUUAAUUUAAAAAUUUCACCAUUGAUGAAAAGUCAAUAUAAUAUGGUUCUCAGAAAUGUAAUGGAAUAUGAUGUCACAUACUAUGAACGCUUUAAUUUUGAGCAGUUGCAAAAGGAUGCUGAAGAGAUAAAAAGUAAGAUACUAAAAUCAGAACCGUUAAACUUAUCAACAUAUCCAUUGAGUGUAAGAACAAUGGUUGCAGAGUGGUAUUUGAGUCAUUUAUGUUCUGAUGUAUUGAGUCCGGUAGAUAAUAAUAUUCUUGUAAAGAACUUUCAAAUAUUUUGUGUUCAUCUGAAACUUUUCCAUCAUUAUUACAAAUGGAUAGAAUUCAUCGUCUAUCAUCAGUUACUUUCAAAUAUUAUUGCAUUGGAAACACUCAUGGAUAUUUUACUUUGCUAUGAAAAGUUAUUUUCCCAAUUUAUCAACGAUCAUAUCCUCUUUACAAAGACAUUCAUAUUCACAUAUUCAAAAGUCUUAAAAGAAAAGGACCCUGAUGUCUAUAAGGUAAUUUCUUUUGCAGCAUUUUGGAAAUUUUUUAUGAAGAAUUUUUCACUGGUCUUGAAUAUUGAUAAUGAUUUGCGAACAGAGCUUUCAGUCGUCUAUGAGGAAGAGAAGACGAAACAUGAAAAUUUGCACAUGAAUAAGCAUGAAGCAUUAGAUAUAUAUCAUGCUAUCAAUAAUAUCAAUCCAGAGGAGAAAGAUGAACAUUGGAAUUUCACAGAGGCAUUUCAAACAAACAUCAAGAAUCUUUUAAACCUAACUAAUGAUAACUCUAAUGAAGAGUUGACUUUUAGAAUCAAUUUAUUGUUAUUGAUGGUUGUUAAUAACCGAGAAUAUAAUAAGUUCAUGUCAAUUUUUUUGAAAAGGAAGGACUUUAAGAACGAAAAUUUGAUACGUUUAAUAUCGUUUAAACUUCUGACCUUCGAACAGAUUCAAAACAUUCUCGGGAUCACUUUUGUCUUACCAUUUUUAGUGAAUGAAAAUAUUAAAGGUAGUUUGUAUUUUGAAUCCCAUAGACGAAAAUACAUUAAGGACAAUUACGUUAAAAUCUUGAACGCUUGUGAAAGCGACAUGGAUGCAUUUUAUGAAACCUUUUUAGCGAUCGUCGUUAAUUUUGGUACUUCUAAGAAACUAAGUGACUCAACAACAAAGCUAUUAAUAGACCUUUUCAAGAACAAUCGAUCCACUUCAACACAUAUAAUGGAAGAUCUUCUUCAUUAUGGUUUUCCUAAGGAAACACACGAACUUGAAGAUGAUAAUACUUUAGAUGAUUCUAAGCCAGUUGAAUUAUACUCAAGAUUAGAUUUCCUAAACCUUUGGAUAUUUCAGUCGUUUACUGCCUAUCAAAUACAAGAACUAUUAACAGAGUAUACUGAGCCACAUAGAUCAGAGCAAGAAUUAAAAUUAUUUUUAUUUGAUAUAAUCGAAUUAACAGGUCCGAAUGAACUAAGUGCUCAAUUGUUUGAAAAAGUUAUUCAUGUUCCAACUAUUGAAAUUAUUAUCAAGAUAUUCGAAGAGGAUUUCUUCCAGAGAUGUCUAACUGGCUCGGAUGUUAGUAGAGAGUAUUUAGCGACCAUCGUCGAAUUAGCCUCAUCCUUAUCUCAAAAGAUACAAAAAGAUGAAUCAAGAAACACACCAAUGAGUGAAACGUGUUUUAGGUCCUUCCAAAGGAUAAUGUCAUCCUUUGCCAACGAGGACUCUAAAAAACUACAUACUUCAGAACCGAUGAUCGACGUCUACUUAAAACUUUUUUCCAUCCACCAAAACUCAAUCUUUGAACACAUUCUCAAUUCAGUACAGGAUAGAAGAACAAGUGAACCCUGUCAUGCAUUUAUAGAUGACAUGUUUACUCUCUUUGAUAGAGUCACGUUUAGUUUAAGACUUAAAUUGAUGCUAUAUGAAAUAUUAUCGUCAUUGAAAUCGUAUAGUAUCUAUGCAUCCACCACGGGGAAUGAAACCGGAAACGUCAAGUUGACCAUUCCACCAAAACUUUUACAGGUUCCACCGUUCCAAGUUUCAUCGUUUAUUAAGGAGGAGGAAGACAUCGAGGAUCCUGAGGAGCUGGAUCUAGGAAUAACAACGACAGAGGAGCAUGGUGAAUAUGCUGAAAGAAACAAAUGGUUUCUGUACGACAAGAAAGAGAAACUAUAUACCAGCCCCUUCAAGAGUGAGCCAUACCACAAUAUCACAAACUACCAGCCAGACACAGCAGGCUCAUUUAACAACACCUGUCUCAACCUCAGUCUGUUCAAUGCCUCUUUUGAAAGAAAGAAUCCACGCUAA
Naumovozyma castellii is the source of this 4119-nucleotide messenger RNA. RefSeq names its product Srb8p (gene SRB8). Bases 1 to 4119 code for a protein of 1372 amino acids. The transcript has a single exon. NCBI's taxonomy places the organism in Eukaryota, Fungi, Ascomycota, Saccharomycetes, Saccharomycetales, Saccharomycetaceae. The record is from RefSeq and is a predicted model, not a curated record.